Molecule: messenger RNA, 672 nt
Organism: Danaus chrysippus (African queen)
Lineage: Eukaryota; Metazoa; Arthropoda; Insecta; Lepidoptera; Nymphalidae
Source: the annotation of a GenBank genome assembly
AUGGAUCUAAUUGAUAGCGACAUUCGUCAGUGGGACGCUAAUGAGAUAAAGGAACAAUUUGGUGACAGUCUGAUGCUGUUACCAUCCAACAAUAAUAUUAAGGAGCUACAAACUAUUCUACGUGACAAGCAUACUACUCGCAGCGAUUUCAAAUUCUACGCUGAUCGUCUCAUCAGGCUUGUUAUUGAAGAAAGUCUUAACAAACUGCCAUUCACUGAUUGUGAAGUAGUAACUCCUACUGGAGCCUUGUAUAAAGGUUUGAAGUAUGGGUCGGGAAACUGCGGAGUGUCAAUUGUGAGGUCGGGGGAGGCUAUGGAACAGGGUCUCAGAGAUUGUUGUCGGUCAAUCCGCAUCGGUAAGAUUCUGGUUGAAAGUGACAAUGACACUCACGAAGCUCAUGUAGUGUACGCCAAGUUCCCUGAGGAUAUAGCUAAGAGACAGGUGUUGCUGAUGUACCCUAUUAUGUCUACGGGAAAUACUGUGAAACAGGCCGUGAAUGUUUUAAGGCAGCAUGGUGUUAAAGAGGAGCGUAUAAUUCUGUCAAAUCUGUUCUGUACACCGGCAGCGGCUCAAGCAGUAGUGGACUACGUGCCAAAGAUGAAAAUACUCACCUCAGAACUACAUCCAAUAGCACCAAACCACUUUGGACAAAAAUAUUUCGGAACCGACUGA